This is a messenger RNA of Indicator indicator, 2685 nucleotides long. RefSeq names its product zinc fingers and homeoboxes 1 (gene ZHX1). NCBI's taxonomy places the organism in Eukaryota, Metazoa, Chordata, Aves, Piciformes, Indicatoridae. Gene Ontology annotation, molecular function: DNA-binding transcription factor activity, RNA polymerase II-specific; DNA binding. Gene Ontology annotation, cellular component: nucleus. The transcript has a single exon. The record is from RefSeq and is a predicted model, not a curated record. Bases 47 to 2671 code for a protein of 874 amino acids. Gene Ontology annotation, biological process: regulation of transcription by RNA polymerase II.
GCUAAGUCUGUGUCUGACCAGUCAGUGUCAUUUUCACAUAACAGGCAUGGCAAGUAAACGAAAAUCAACAACACCAUGCAUGGUCUUAGCCAACGAGCAGGAUCCGGAUCUAGAAAUGGUAUCAGACUUGGAGGAAGGACCACCUGUACUCACGCCAGCAGAGAACCCUACAGCAGAGAGCGUAACAAGUGAUGAGGAUGUUGUUGAGUGUGUGGAUUCAGACAAUCAGAAAAAUACAAAUAAAGUAGAAGGUGGUUAUGAGUGUAAAUACUGUACUUUCCAAACUCCAGAUCUCAAUAUGUUUACUUUUCAUGUGGACUCAGAACAUCCCAAUGUAGUGUUAAAUUCAUCCUACGUUUGUGUAGAAUGCAAUUUCCUUACCAAAAGAUACGAUGCUCUCUCAGAACAUAAUUUGAAGUACCACCCUGAAGAGGAAGAUUUUAAAUUGACCAUGGUGAAACGUAAUAAUCAGACAAUCUUUGAACAAACUGUAAAUGAUCUCACUUUUGAUGGGAGUUUUUUUACAGAAGAAUACACUAUACGGGCCAACUUUUCUGAGCCCCCCUCAUCAGGGAUCUCAAUUAGCAAAACUCCUAUUAUGAAAAUGAUGAAAAACAAAACUGAAACUAAACGCAUUGCUGUUCCCCAUAAUGUAGUCGAUGACAUUUCUGGUGAAGAAAAGGGAACUGAAAAUGAGCCAAACUCUGAAGAAGUAGUAGAAAAUCCACCACCACCAGUUUCAGAGUCAAAAGCGAGCCAUUCGGUUGUUUGCACCACAGCAGACGUGGCUGGUGCGGUAGUGACUCCAGCACCAGUGCUUCAGCCAGGGGUAGCACAAGUUAUAACUGCUGUUGCAGCUCCACAGAACUCAACCCUGAUUCCAAAAGUCCUAAUACCUGUAAAUAGCAUUCCAGCCUAUAAUACUGCCUUGGAUAACAAUCCUCUUUUGCUUAACACCUACAACAAAUUUCCAUAUCCGACCAUGUCGGAAAUCACUGUGCUUUCCACUCAAGUUAAGUAUACAGAGGAGCAGAUUAAAAUCUGGUUUUCUGCACAGCGUCUGAAACAUGGUGUGAGCUGGACGCCGGAGGAAGUGGAGGAAGCAAGGAGGAAACAAUUUAAUGGCACGGUGCAUACUGUGCCACAGACAAUUACUGUUAUUCCAGCACACAUUUCUGCUGCUAGCAAUGGUUUACCUUCAAUUUUACAGACAUGCCAAAUAGUUGGUCAGCCGGGACUUGUUCUUACACAAGUUGCAGGUGCAAAUACGUUACCAGUAACAGCCCCAAUAGCUUUGACUGUAGCGGGAGUCCCAAACCAAACACAGUUACAGAAGAGUCAGAUUCACACUGCUCAGCCCGUUGCAGAAACCAAGCCAGUAGCUGCUGUUCCAGCCCCUCAGCCUAUCAAAAAUGAAUCCAUGCUGAUGAAUCCCGAUUCCUUUGGUAUCCGAGCAAAAAAAACUAAAGAGCAACUGGCAGAAUUGAAAGUCAGCUACCUUAAAAAUCAGUUUCCUCAAGAUUCAGAAAUUGUUAGACUUAUGAAAAUAACAGGCCUGACUAAAGGAGAGAUCAAGAAGUGGUUCAGUGAUACACGCUACAAUCAGAGAAACUCAAAGAAUAAUCAUGGGCUUCAUCUCAACAGUGAUUCAUGUGCCACCAUUGUUAUUGAUUCAAGCGACGAAAUGAAUGAGUCCCCAACGGGAGUCACUCCACAGACCAAGUCACUGUGGAGCACUUUUCCUGAUUUCACCCCACAGAAAUUCAAAGAAAAGACUGCUGAACAGCUGCAAGUCCUCCAAGCAAGUUUUCUUAACAACCCUAUCCUCACUGAGGAAGAAAUGAAUAGAUUAAGAGCCCAAACAAAACUGACCAGGAGAGAGAUUGAUGCCUGGUUUACAGAAAGAAGGAAAUCAAAUGUCUUGAAGGAAGAGAGAGCCGAAUUGAGUGAGAGCAAUGCUGGAAGCUCAAAAGAAGAGCCUGGAGAAACAUCUGUGGGAGAUGGAGCAGCAGGAGCAAAACCAGGGUGUUCCAGUUCAAGCAAAGUAGGCAAAAAAUCACCAGAGCAGUUGCAUAUGCUUAAAAGUUCUUUUGUCCGUACGCAGUGGCCAUCUCCACAAGAAUACAACAAGCUGGCAGAAGAAACUGGGCUCCCAAGAUCAGAAAUUGUGAGCUGGUUUGGAGAUACUCGCUAUGCCUGGAAAAAUGGUGGAUUGAAAUGGUACUAUUAUUACCAGAGCGCUGGUGCAAACAGUCUGAAUGGCCAGAGCUUUGCAAGAAAGAGAGGGAGAGGAAGACCAAAAGGGAGAGGGAGAGGUAGGCCUCGGGGUAGGCCUCGGGGAAGCAAGAGGUUUAAUUGCUGGGACAGAGGUAUGUCUGUCAUAAAAUUCAAAACUGGAACAGCAAUCCUGAAGGACUAUUAUAUGAAGCACAAAUUCCUUAAUGAGCAAGACCUUGAUGAACUGGUAGCCAAAUCUCACAUGGGAUACGAGCAGGUCAGGGAGUGGUUUGCAGAAAGGCAAAGAAGAUUAGAACUUGGAAUAGAGCUGUUUGAUGAUAAUGAGGAGGAAGAUGAAAUCCUGGAAGAACAGGAAGAUGAGGAAGAAACAGAUGAUAGUGAUACUUGGGAACCCCCCCGACAUGUUAAGCGUAAACUUUCAAAAUCGGAUUGACAUGCAAUUUGGGA